Molecule: messenger RNA, 4020 nt
Organism: Penicillium longicatenatum
Lineage: Eukaryota; Fungi; Ascomycota; Eurotiomycetes; Eurotiales; Aspergillaceae
Exons: 5
Coding region: 1-4020 (1339 amino acids)
Biological process (GO): mRNA export from nucleus
Cellular component (GO): transcription export complex 2; nucleus; cytoplasm
Source: RefSeq, a predicted model, not a curated record
AUGGCUACCCCGUUUAACCCAUUCAGUGGCCGAGGCCAAAGAGGAGCGGCCAACCCGACAGCUACGGCAAGCCGGGGACGCGGAACACCAGCUGGCCGUGGGGGACACUUUCCGCCAAGAGGCUCUAGCGCACCUCGGGCAAAGUACAAUAUCAACCGAGGAAGAGGUGUUUCACAGUCGCGCGGCCGUGGUCGGGGUCGUGGCGCUGGCGCUUCAUCCCCAGCCACAUCGCAUUCGGGUUCGGGGACGCAAUCCCCCCAGUUACAGCCGACCAGCUCUCCGUUCAGCCAAAUGGGUCAGCAAAAGCCCGCCUCGAACCCUUUUGGAGCGCCAAAUCCCCAGCAAAAAUCGCCGUUUGCUAGCAUUCAGAAUGCGCCAGCUGCCCAAGUGACUACCCAUGCCCCCCAAUUUGUACAGAAACCGAUUGCAGCAAACCCAACCGGUGGUGGAUUAGGCCAUGUUCCCGUGGAGAAUGCGACAAUUUUGUCACAAUAUCACGAGCGCUAUGACCAGCUCAAAGUCGAUCGCGCAAACCAGAGGCAGAGGGCCAUUAGGGAUGGCCAGAUGGCCGAUCCAAAUCAGCCGACCUCACUAAACAAUGCCAUUACGCCCGUGGGUACUUGUGCUAGCAUGUGUCCUGAAUUCGAACGCGUUGAACGUAUCGUGCAAAAGAUGGUGGACAAAAGUGAAAAGUACCUGCAUUCAUCAACCGGCACUCUUCAAAACAUGGAGACCAAAAUGCUGAAGCGGUUCCGACGAUCAGCUGCUGGAUAUGAUGAGCAGCUCCCUUCUGAUAUUCGAACUCCCAACGCCUUGCUUCAGAGCACCAAUUAUCUGAUCCGCCAUAUUGUUGGUGGCAACGAACCAUUGGGCAUCAUCCACAAGUUUGUUUGGGACCGUACAAGGUCCAUUCGCAAUGACUUUUCUGUCCAACAGGUCACGCAAGAAAAAGACGUGAAGAUCGCCGUGACCUGCCUAGAGAGGAUUGCUCGAUUUCACAUCGUGUCACUGCAUCUCCUUUCCAGCCCGGAAAACGAAGAGCCCUUCGAUCGUCACCAGGAACGUGAGCAGCUCAACAACACGAUGUUAUCUCUCAUGUACUAUUAUGAUGAUCACCGCGGGCGCAUCCAUUUUCCGAAUGAGGAUGAAUUCCGCGCAUACUACAUCAUCUUCUCCAUUCAUGAUCAGCGACCCGAUCUAGAAGCUCGCGUUUCGAAGUGGCCAACGUCUUUAUUGACAUCACCUCGCGUUCAGGUUGCAUUGGAGCUAUAUGCUGCCGCUUGCAAUACCUGGGAGUACCAAGGAACCCUGGAUGCAAGGCGACCUAAUGCCAUUGCACAGGGAUUCUACACCCGCUUUUUCAACAUCAUCAAUUCGCCCUGCGUGUCCUACCUAAUGGCGUGCAUCGCUGAAAUCUACUUCAGCUAUGUUCGGCAGACAGCCAUCCGUGCGAUCUGGAAAGGUUACUGCAAGACGCCCAUGUCCCAGCAACAUAAGAAUCAAGAAUGGACGGUGGAGGAACUGACCAGGGUAUUGCACUUUGACGAUGAUGAAGAGACCAUGAAGUUCCUCGAAGAGCAGGAUUUACAAACGGCAGAGAACGCCAAUGGGGAACUCUACCUCGACUGGGGUAACCGCCCUGUUGAUUCCGUUGGAUUCUCACCAUCAUCUGAGCAUGCUUAUUCGGAAUUCACCGUAGAAUCAAAGCGGGGCGGAAGAAGCCUAGUUGCUGUCAUUCUAGGAAUGAACAUCCGAGAGGCAGCAAAAAUGGGGUUGAUUGAUAAAUCUAAGCUGCACGAACAUGCGAAACCCUCAUCCCCAGGUGACCGUGACGGGAUGAGCAAUUCUCCUCUCUUUGUCAGUGAAGAUGAGAACACCUUCUCUGCCCCACUGGUAGAAUCGAACUUUUCGACAUUGGACAGCGAUCGCUUGACAGAGUCGUCUGCCCCAUGCACGCCCAAUCCCUUUCAAAACUCUUUGCCUGAUACAAAUCAAUCAUCAGGCGCCCAACCUGCUAUACCUCCCCCGCAGCCUUCGAAUCCGUUCAAAGCCUCUCCCCUGAAUCCUUUCGCGUCCCCGUUUCCUAGCAGCACCGCGGCCAAAAAUGCUCCUUCAACACCAUCGCCAGCUUUGAAUCCGUUUGCUGCUGCUUUGAAGCCAACGACAUCGACAUCCGCUGCUCCUGCUCCGUCACUAUCUCCUUUCUCGUUUGGCAAACCAGCCGAGGAAGAGAAGCCUGUGGAGUCAACGCCUGUCCAGGCACCUUCGCCUUUUGCCACUAGUGGUCUUUUCAAGCCCACGUCUGAGCCCUCUACUUCAGCCCCAAACCCAUUUGCUGCCUCUUUGUCGUCGUUUAAAACUUCUCAAACAUCCAACUCAACCCCCGAUGUUGCUUUUACCACCAAGUCAACUCCUCAGCAACCUACGUCGUUGUUCUCUACCGCCAAGCCUUUUUCUCCAUCGAUAGCCCUCAAAGAUACUAGUGCUGCACAAGUCUCUACUUCUAAAGCUGCACCGUUUUUCUCAGCACCAAACCCUUUCUUCCCCUCCGCAGGCACCGGGGGUGCCAGUACUACGGAAACUACCAUCCCCAAGUCAGCUUCGCCAUUCAAUCUCGCAAACAUUACACUAUCCUCGCAAUCGCCUUUUGAACCCCCUUCAUCUGACUCGGAGUUUUCAUCUCAACAAAGUCCAUUGCCGCUGACUCCUGCGAUUGAGUCAGCCGAAAAGCCAAAGAAUCUUUUCAGUGGGACCAAUGGUUCUCAAAAUCCAGGACAAUCUUUCCCCAAGGAACCUUUAUCAGAGCAGCCUUUCUCCACAGAAAAACAGAGUCAAGAGGUUCCUCCUGAGGCGGUCCCCCUUGGUCAGUCUACUGAAAAUCCUCUAUCGGCUUCUAGUGCUUUUGCUCCUGCGCCAACCACUUUAUCGCGACCUUCAAACCCAUUGUUUUCGGCUACGAAGCCGACCGAGUCGGUAGAGCAAAAGCUCAAGGAAACACUGGCAAGUGCAAAGCCUCUUUUCCCGCAGGCGACGGAUUUACAAUCCAUGUCUCCUCCCAAGGCCUCAACCAACAGCACAUUGGUUGGGAAUAUUUCCCAGGCCCAAAAGCCAGUACCUCCCGCAGCGACGACCAAAAACAACACAACAGGGUCUGAUAAAUCUGUCGCCUCGUUAGACUCUUCUCUCUCGUCUCAGGAUUCCCCUAAUCCAUCCAUCAAGCGGAAGUUUGAGGAUGGACCUCCUGUUUAUGCAACGAAGGACGAAGAACAAAAUGCCUGGCACGGCCUUCUUCGGCGACUCUCGGAGAAGCAAGCCCGCAAGAGGGCGCGUAAAUUGGAACUGGAGCAGCAACGGGAAAGAGAACUCGAACAAGAAGAAAAGCGGAAGCAGCAAGAAGAGAAACAGAAGAGGUCAUUAGUGGAAGAAGCUGCGGAUGAAUUGCCGAAUGGACGAGAAUCGAAAGCUCUCAAGGUGUCCGACCUGGUCGACAACCCAGUACCCAGCAAGGAAUACUCUCUCUUCCAAGCAUCGACCCGAAUCCUACCCACUCUGCCCUGCUUGGAGCGUUUCAAGGACUCCACUGAACGCAAGGGACCGACCGAUUCCGAGAUUGAGGCCGCAGGCAGAGCCCGUCGACAACGCGAGAUCGAUCAGGAUGAGCUGCUUCUUUCCGCCGCCCGGAUUGCGGCUGAGCAGUUGAAGAACGGACCCAAGAUUUUUGACUCUUAUCCUACUGAAAAUACCGAGCAUCGCUACUCGUACAACCCUCAAAGGAGCUUUUCGGCGUCUACUCCAUACUCACAGAGUAUGUCACCGCCUGCACCACCUAUGUAUCCGAAUCACGGGUAUGACGUGGCUUACGCUCCUGAUACCCCGCUGGGCUUAGGUCGGACUAUGUCACGCACUGAGCAGAGAAUCCGGCGGACUGGGGCUCACGGUCUAGCCUACCUUCCUCUAGACUUCAGUCGCGUCCACAGUAAAAGCCAAGACGACAAGAACAAGUUCUCAAAAAGCGGUUAA